Messenger RNA from Gadus chalcogrammus (walleye pollock), 885 nucleotides. RefSeq lists its product as uncharacterized. The transcript has 5 exons. The record is from RefSeq and is a predicted model, not a curated record. The coding region runs from base 1 to 456 and encodes 151 amino acids. NCBI's taxonomy places the organism in Eukaryota, Metazoa, Chordata, Actinopteri, Gadiformes, Gadidae.
AUGUAUGAUGGGAGGCCAGCAUUUGGACACAACAAAAAAGAGAGUCAUUUGUUUGUGACCCAUCCGUAUUCAACAAACAGCGACAGUGCAGAGCUGAGUCAGCCAAGGAAGCUGAAUGGAUCUAUUGUGGAGACUCCCAGCCACCAGGAUCUACACAGAGAGCUUCUGCUCAGUCACAAAAGAGGCCUGGUGCUUGAGGAGAAGCCUGAGCUGAAGAGAGUGCUGGAGCAGAGGAGACUGGAGCUCACCAGAGAGGAGGAGCAGGCUCAGCGCAGGCCCUCAGACCUGGAGAAGGAGCUCCGCAAGAGGCAGCAGAAGCUGCAAGAGUAUGAGCAGGAGGAGAUCAGGAGGCGGGAGGACCAGGAGAAGAUCCCUGAGUUUGUCGUGGUGAGGAGAAAACUGCGGCGCACCAAAACAGCUGACCUCUCGGGUGUGAUGGAGCCCACCAAUCCCUGAAGCCUCUCCCCAACCACAGCAGGCCUGUAGUCACCUUACCGCCCAGCCUGGAACAGUCGGAGCCGGAGGCUGGUGUUGCUAUUGAAAAGUAUUUGAUAGAGAAUGAAUUUUAACGCACACCAUGCAGGAUCUUCAUAUUUAGGGGAUGUUGUAAUUAGAGGAUGGAUACAUGUAUGAUUUACUUAAAUCCUCUUGAUUAUGGUAGUAUCCCAUUUUUAUUUUCUGAUGAUGGCUUGAUGGUGUUACUUCCGUUAGGUGUUAUGCAUACUAUAUUUUAGAUGUUUAUUAUCAAUGGUGUCUUAUGGUGUUUCUUGGUUUAUGGCAGUGGGGUACUGCUGUUUUGUUUGUUUCUUGCAAGGGUCAUGUUAUUGCAAUGUAUGCUGAAUUUGUAACUUCUAACUCUGCUUAAUGACAGAGGCCAAGUCUUUG